Molecule: messenger RNA, 798 nt
Organism: Arachis duranensis
Lineage: Eukaryota; Viridiplantae; Streptophyta; Magnoliopsida; Fabales; Fabaceae
Product: 21 kDa protein
Exons: 1
Coding region: 40-627 (195 amino acids)
Biological process (GO): negative regulation of catalytic activity
Molecular function (GO): enzyme inhibitor activity
Source: RefSeq, a predicted model, not a curated record
UUCGCUUUGGUUUCUGAGUCUUAGAAUACACAUAAAAAAAUGGCAAAGGGUUUGCAUCUUUCACUCUCCCUUGUUCUUGUCUCUGUCAUUGCAGUCACAUUCAGAGCCGAGAAUGUGAGCGGAAGCCCUUCGAAUUUCAUAAAAUCGUCUUGCAGCACGACGACGUUUCCAAACGUGUGCGUGGAGUCUCUGUCGGUGUAUGCAAACACGAUCCAGCAAGACCCUCACGAGCUGGUCCAAACUGCCCUCACACUCAGCCUGAACAGGAGCCAGUCCACAAGGGCAUUUGUGACAAAGUGCAACAAGUUCAGAGGGCUCAAACCCAGAGAGUACGCGGCCCUGAAGGACUGCGCAGAGGAGAUCAGCGACAGCUGUGACAGGCUGAGCAAGUCGCUGAAGGAGCUGAAGCUGUGCAAGGUGAAGGGUGACGAUUUCAGAUGGCACAUCAGCAAUGUUGAGACCUGGGUCUCUUCUGCUUUGACUGAUGACAGCACCUGCGGUGAUGGCUUUGCUGGUAACGCUCUCAAUGGUAAGAUGAAGGAUUCCAUCAGGGCUAGAAUGGUAAAUCUUGCUCAGGUCACUAGCAAUGCCUUGUCACUCAUCACCCACUAUGCUUCUCAAUAUUAGUUUCUUUCCUCUUCUAAUUUUGUUUUCAAGGAUCAUGUCAAUCUUGUGUUUUAUGUCACAUAUAUAAUCAAAUCUAAAUCCUUAUAGAUUAUCAUGGUUUUGUAAUCUCUAGUAUUCUUCCUGUCAAUUGUGUAUGAUAUAUGCUGAACCAUUACUAGUUUUUUUUCUACA